AUGGUCCAAGGAGUGACCCAAACCCCUCCACCUGGUUACCGACCCCUAGCCUCCCUGCAAGCCCUCACCUCCACUACCCCACCCCCAAAUUAUGACCCAAGCAUGGAAGCUUUCAUCAGCCUCGACAAGGAGGAGGCAAUGGUGCUCUCGGAGCAAUGGAUAAAUUCACUUAUCAUCAAAGUGAUAGGAAAAUCAUUUUCAGUUGAUUACCUCAAAACAACCCUCCAAAGAAUUUGGAAAACCAACCACCAGAUUCGCUUCAUUGCCUUGGGCAAAGGUUUCUACAACAUCUCGGUCCCGAAUGAGGAAGUAAGGGAACACAUCCUGUCACAAGGGUCGUGGUUCAUUGCUAGCUACAUGUUAAUUGUUCAACCAUGGAUGCCAGGAUUCAUACCAUCCCAAGCCAUAAUCUCGAAAGCCCCAGUCUGGGUUUCACUACCGGAGCUGCCAAUUGAGUUCCACUCGCUGCAGAUGUUCCAAAGAAUUGCAAGCGAAAUUGGGACCUUCAUCAAAACAGACACAAAAGCUCUUGAGCAAAACAGAGUAAGGUUCGCAAGGAUUCAAGUGUUGUUGGACCUAGCAAAACAGAGGAAAGAAGUAAUAUGGCUAGGAGCCUUCAAGCAAUCCAUCUACUAUGAGGAGAUACCACACUACUGCAACCAGUGUCAGUCAAUUGGGCACCGGAGUGAAAGAUGCACGCAUUAUCCGGUUGAUAAAGGGGAAACAGAGGACGACGCGGAGGAGGUUGAGAAGGACAAAAAUGAAGGAGUAGGGCAAAACGUGGCACCAUCACAGGCCACCAAUGAGGAGAGAGAAAACACCAACCCUUGA
Molecule: messenger RNA, 831 nt
Organism: Spinacia oleracea (spinach)
Lineage: Eukaryota; Viridiplantae; Streptophyta; Magnoliopsida; Caryophyllales; Amaranthaceae
Exons: 1
Coding region: 1-831 (276 amino acids)
Source: RefSeq, a predicted model, not a curated record